CCUUAAUAUAUACUCGAUACCCGCGCGGGUCGCACGCCUCGCGACAAAUCGCGAUUCAAACGGCAUUCCAUUUGACAUUCGAUUUUGUUUUUAAAAAGUUUCCUUUUUAAUUUGAACAGUGAGCUUGGUUAUGCGGACGUAACUUUUUAAUUUUUGAAAAUGGAAGUUAGUGCAAUGCCCCCGAUGCCGCUAGACUUUUCUAUGGUACGGAGUGGCAGCGGCUCACCUGGUGGUAUCAGGGAAGGGUCGCCACGGCCCGUCUCCAACAGCGCCUUCAGAGUUGUCACGCCUAAAGGAGUGUCAGCAAGCGAAGCGCUAAGAAAUGGGAUCUGUCACUCUCUUUGGGGAGCGUCUGCAUCCAGACCUGAACCUCGCCUGGCGUCCCCACCACCACAAAGCCAUGACACCUACGCCAUCAGAGAUGAAAUAAAAUUCGGCAUCAAUCGUUUGGUGGGAGACAGAAUUCAUGAUGAAGAGGACGAGAUGCAGAACAAUGAAACAAGACCUGAAGGUGUAUCACCUGCCUCCCGUUGUGGAAGUCCAUGCUGGAACCCCUCUCCUCAAUCUCCACGAUCAGUAAGAUCAAGUUCCCCUGAAUUAGAAGUAGAUUCACCCCCCUCAUCACCAAGAAGACACCCAGACUCUUCGACACCUCCAAAAAGAUCCGAAGCAUUUUCUAUGAGCGUUCUUUUAAGACCCGAUGCUCCCAGAGUACAGCCACAACGACCUUUUUUAUAUCCACCAUUGCCUUUCGCGGAUCUGUUGCGUGAUGCCAGCAGCCUUGGACUUCCAGGUUGGGGCGGCUACGGUAACUUUUAUCUUCAAGCUGUACAAGCAGCAGGACCGGAACUAAUGCGAUUGCGGGCUGCCGUACUUGGAGCUCAAGGUCCAUUGACAAGACCUUUGCCGAUAGGAGACGUGUUCUCUUGUGUUAAGUGUGAGAAGAUAUUCAGUACGCCACAUGGAUUAGAAGUUCAUGCAAGGAGAUCACAUAAUGGAAAACGACCUUUCGCUUGUGAACAAUGCAGUAAGACUUUUGGACAUGAAAUCAGCCUCACCCAACACAGAGCUGUCCACAGCGUGGAAAAAGUAUUUGAAUGCAAGCAAUGUGGCAAAACGUUCAAAAGAUCAAGUACCCUGUCCACCCACCUUCUGAUUCACUCGGACACCAGACCCUACCCUUGUCAGUACUGCGGAAAAAGGUUCCAUCAAAAAUCUGACAUGAAGAAACACACGUACAUACACACAGGCGAGAAACCACACAAAUGUCAAGUAUGCGGCAAAGCUUUCAGCCAAAGCUCAAACCUGAUCACUCAUUCCCGCAAACACACGGGAUUCAAGCCAUUCGCGUGUGAACUGUGCGGGAGAGCGUUUCAGAGGAAGGUGGAUCUUCGUAGGCAUAGGGAGACGCAGCAUGCAGAUCUCAGGCCGGCACAGCAUAUGCAGCCGCCGCAUACGGAUGUACACCCCAUGCAUGCACAGGACUUACAUGCGCACACAGAUCACAGAAUAGAACUCCGACCACCACAUCCAGAACUGCGACCGCAACAUUCAGACUUCAGACCGCACAUGACCACCGCGGUGCCACCCCUGCAGCCGCUCCCCUCCUGAACUUCAACAGCCUUCGCGCCUGCUAACUGGCGCUAAGGCAAACUACCAACUUCAUAUACCAGUAAUACAAAAUAUUAAUCCGAACAUAGUCGGAAUGCUAUAUAACAAUCAGUGUUACUCAAAUUCAGGUUGUAUUAUAAUGUUAUGAAAAACUUACCCUCAAUUUCGUUUAUUUUUUUACAUAGAAUAGAUCGCUUAUAUUUGUCCUCACGAUAGAAGCAGUCAUUAUGUUAAACAUUGAGUCCAUUCACCCAUUUAGUCGUAUAAAAAAAUCAAAUGGACUUACAUAAAUUCACUUCAAUAAAUAACUAUAAUAAAAAAUAUAAUGUUGAUGAUAGAAGCGAUUUAAAUGCAUUGUCAGAUAUGAAUACACUUUUUAAUAAUAUUAUAAUACGACCUAUGAAUUAUAUCGAAUGAUUUAUUUAGGUAUCUGCUUCCGCAUCAUACAUAUAUCAUUUUCCAUCUCCAAUAUCUGAUAUAAAUGUAUGUACAGUACCAGAAUAAUAGAAUAUACAUAGAUGUUAAGAUAUUUACAACAAAUUUUGAACAUUGUUAGAUGUACCCAUUGAGUAAACUCUCGAAUCGCUUCUACUGUAAUUCGCUGAUUUUACGACAGACCAUUAUGUAUGUAAGCUAUCCAUAGAUAGAAUCUGUAUCUAUAACUAUAGGUAUAAUCUAUAUUUAUAGAUAGAAUAUGCCAGAACAAUGUGAUGUGACAGUUUCCGCUCUACAUUUUGGCACCCGACUUUUCCGCCGGUCCGUUUAAUAGUAUAAAUAUUUCUAUUCAUUUAUUUUAAUAGAACUACAAAUGCAAAUUAAUCGAGUUACUCUAGAAAUAACUAAACUUUAGUAAUAAACAACAAAAUUUUAUUUGCACUCACAAAAUUCACAGAAUUAUUUUAGAUACUAGUAACUAUUUUUCAGUAGAUUGUAAUAAAAAUUUCGAUAUUUAUUGUUAAAGUUUAAUAGUCAUUUUUUAUUCUGAACUUCCGUUUAAUACAACCUAGCCAGUUGUAUUAACAAAAAUGUUGAAUAGACAGUUGAUGAGUCAAAUGCGAUCGGGUGCCAAUUCGUAUCCCAGUGUGGUAAAUUACCAAAGAUUUUGAAUACAGGGUUAAACGUCAAGGAUAUAGCCUAAAGCCAGUGACAAUAUUAAUGGAACUAUCAUACGUCUGCUUAAUUUCAAAUUCUGAAAGAGAAGUUUACUUAUUUUAUUAUAUUUGUAGUCAUAUACAACUUUUAUGUUAAUUAUACUCGUAGUCUUAUUAAGAAGUACAUUUCUAUUUUCACCAGACGAAUGUAGUUCCACAUUGAAGCACAGAAUUAAAUUUACACAUAUACAGAGUGAGAGCUUUCAACCAGUGCUCAUUUUGUUAAAUUGCAUCGAAAUACAGCAACUAUAAAUAAUACCUUAUU
Messenger RNA from Achroia grisella, 3027 nucleotides. RefSeq names its product zinc finger protein 70 (gene sens-2). NCBI's taxonomy places the organism in Eukaryota, Metazoa, Arthropoda, Insecta, Lepidoptera, Pyralidae. Bases 160 to 1611 code for a protein of 483 amino acids. The transcript has 6 exons. Gene Ontology annotation, cellular component: nucleus. The record is from RefSeq and is a predicted model, not a curated record.